Messenger RNA from Vespa crabro (European hornet), 679 nucleotides. RefSeq lists its product as uncharacterized. Gene Ontology annotation, molecular function: structural constituent of ribosome. The record is from RefSeq and is a predicted model, not a curated record. The coding region runs from base 315 to 611 and encodes 98 amino acids. Gene Ontology annotation, cellular component: ribosome; mitochondrial large ribosomal subunit. Gene Ontology annotation, biological process: translation. The transcript has 2 exons. Lineage: Eukaryota; Metazoa; Arthropoda; Insecta; Hymenoptera; Vespidae.
AUUUAACUUUGGUUAGGAAUACAGUUUAGUUGUGGCUGUGGUCUUAAGAAGAAUCAAAGAAAGAAUGUAUGAUUUCUUCGUUGUUUGCUCUCACUUUGUUUGGUUGGUCUUUCCCACGUGGGCCGAGUUUUGGUAGCGUGUUAGUUAUGCGUCUUGCCGGAGGUGGCGUAACAGUCGCUACGAGGUCGCCACAGUUCGUCUUUUCGCGAGCGUCAUCUCUUAGCAGGAGAAACAGUAUUGAAGACUAUUUAGCUGUACUAACCUUCGUACGGUCCAUAUCUUUCGAGUAUCUCAAUAGGCAAACGUCUUAAAGGAUGUUCAGCCGCUUCGUUUCUAGCAUUUUAACUGCAUUACCACGCAAUACGUCAAGCAAUGGGCUCGUUCGAUCGUUGAAUGUACCGAAUCUUGGACCGCCGAAUCAGUGUCAAUGGAAUUUCACAUCCGCCAGAACAAAAUUCUUCUACAUAACGAAACCGAGGUAUAACUUUCCAAAACCUUCAGAGUACAAACGAGUUACUAGAUUGGGAUGGCAUGCAAGGAUGUCUACGCCUGCGGGUAGACGAAUUCUUAUGAGAAGAAUAUUAAAAGGCAAACAUGUCUUAAGUCAUUAAUUAUUUUACACAAUAUCUCUCGAGUAGUUCAUUAAAUGUCUCUAUUAAAUAUAUGUUGAAAUAAUGAA